AUGCGAGCAUCCCAUACUUGGAGCCGAACAAGCCCCACGAAACCUCCCUACGCUCAGAAAGCGAGGGCGGUGGAGACGGCUAGGAAUCGCCUCCGAAGCGACCAGAGAUUUCCCCGAUGGGGGGCAGCGCUCUCCCACGAGCCGCGUCUGCGGCCCACGGGCGCCCCUUUCACCGGCUCCCGCCAACCUCCCUUACCCCAGAGGGCCGAUGUUGCCCGGGGCUUGGGGACCGAGACGCGGCCGCCGCUGCACUUCGGGCACCGCAGGCAGGUGUCGGAACCAGUGCCCCCAGGAGCCCCGGGACGGCGGGACGGCGGCCUGCGAAGGCCGUUUGGUUCAAAGGCAGCCUCUCCCACCAGCCGGAUUCGGGGCAGGGGUCGCGACUUCCGGUGCUUGGUUCGCUCCGGCUCCCGGAAGGCGGGCGCGCCUCAGGACCUCGCCUGGCCACGCACAGUGGCCCUUCGCGGAAGCGGCUGCGGAGCCGGGUGGAGUGCGAAAUGGUGGACCCGCGGGCUCACGUCGCGGAAGGGUAGGCCUUCCCCGCCUUUCGCAGGCCUCGGGCCGCGGACCCGGGUUUCCAUGGCAGCCGCGGGGGGGGCGGGUGGGGGCGCGAACUCCGCCCGAGAGACGUUCCCGCGGGAUUUGGCGGGUGCCGCCUCUUGCUCGGCGAGUUACUCCUCCUGCUGCAUCCCGGGACACCCGUGCCAGCCCCUCCUCCAGGUCGAAGGCUGGUGGUGCAGCUCGACCGCGCCGUCCUCAGGGUCCUCGACUUCUCCAGAAUCACGUGUCUCCUCUUUCCCGCGUACCCUUGAAAGCAAGGAUACUGCCAACACCCAGCUUAGCGAGUUUAGCAGGGGCGCAGGAAAUGUCGAAACAGGAGACAUGGAGAACAGCCGAUCAACAUCUCUCCGCAGUAAUCCCCUGCGCACCUGAAGACAGCUGUGAAUGCUUGAAGAUUUGCUGAGACUAAGCUGGACAUAGAUAUUGAGUUGAGGUCCAAAUGUGUGUAAAUCUGUGCCUGGGUGCAAUUGCUGAGUUAUGAAGAGGCACCCCACACAUCUCUUCACCCCCUUGGGAAGCUGGAGCCGUAGGUCUUGUCUUUCCCGACUACAGUUAGGGAGUGAGUCUCCUCUUUCUGACACAAGUCUGGAGCAGGAGUGGGAGGAGGAGGACAAUGUAAGCAGGGGCUGGGAGGGGCCGUGCUUAUGGCACUCUGCUGGCGCAAAAGAGCUGAGCCUAGGCACUGAUAAUGUUGAGCAGUUCAUUAGCACCUACUGUUGACUGCAGCGAGUUCUUGCUGAGUUCACAGUGGCCGUAGUGCCUAAUCCAGUAGGCGCUUUUCAAUCCUCAGCUUCCUGGACGGCCCUGCAACAUUUGUCAUCCUUUCCUAUUUUGGAGUGACGCAGAUUAUUGUGCAGUUUUUGAGUACUGGAGCCAGAAUGCCUGGAUUCGAGUCCUGGCUCUGCCAUUUGCCAGCUGCAUGACCUUGAGCUAGUUGAUUAACUGGUCAGUUUCUUCAUCUUCAUCUAUAAAAUAAAAUUGAUAAUAGUACUAUCUUAGUAAGUUGUUUGAAAAUUAAAAAAAAAAAAUUGUGUAAAUCUCUUAGCACAGGAGAGAGCCAGAGUAAGAAUUCAAAAUAUCUUUUAAAAACUCUUCUCCAUUGAUUUCUAGGACAGUGGCUCUUCUCCCACCUGUUAGACCACUCCUUCUGUGCCUCUUUUGCCAACCCUCUUGUUUCACACAUCCAUGAAAAAUUGGCAGUUCCCUUAAGAUUCCAUCUAUGAUCCUCUGCUUUUCUCAUGUCAUAUAACCUCCUAGGUAUAACCUUGGUCUCAAUUACUAUGUACACACUGAUCCCUUGCAAACCUUUAUCUCUAGGCUAAGUUCUCAUUGUAGAUAUCUCUAUCUGGAUAGUCCAAGGCUCCUUAAAUUCAAAAGAUUUAAAGCCAGGACUUCCACCCCUGGCUAUGACAGAGUAGAAAUUGGUACCAGACUACCCAUCCACCAUUUAAAAAAAAUCACUAAACUGGGCAAAAUAUAUGAGUCGACUAUUUCAGGCAGCACAAGUGUGUGGCCCCUAAGAGAAGAGAAGCUCAAGAGGUGAGCCCCAGAAUCACUCUGGCUCUUUAUCUGAGGGCAAUUUCCUGACCAGGAAGCAGUGAGUUGGAGGACCAACUGAGCUAAUAAGCAAGCAGAGACUGGAGUUUGGGGCAGCUGAGCAGCUGGAAUCUGCAAGGUAGGGCACUGGAGAGGAAGGAGCUUUGUAGAGGGACAGCUCCAACCUGGUAGGAGUCUCCUGUGGGUAUUUGGCUGAGAGCUGGGUUGCACAUGUGUAAGGUAAGACUAUCCAAAGAUUACCUGAUACCAGUUUCUGUGUUGAAAGCCACUCAGUAAUAUUAGAAUUCAAGCAGUGGCGGGGCUCAUUGGAGUUUUGGCUCAGCCUGAGUGGAAAACCACAUUAACACUUUGUUAAUAAAAUCUCAGGCAUCCAACUGGGGCACCAGAAAGAUCACAUUUUAAAAGUAAGGACUGUUCUAGAAAAAUAUUUUUCAAAUAGCUUUCUUUAGACCAGCAGCGUCAGUAUCACCUGGAAAUUUGUUAGACAUACUGUUGAAAAUGCAAAUUCUAGGGUCCCUCACCAGACCUACUGGAUCAGAAACUCAGGGGAAGAAGCCCAGAAAUUUGUGUUCUAACAAGCUCUCCACAUGAUUCUGAUGCAUACUAAAGUUUGAGAAGCACUUCACUGGAGGAGGAACCACACUGGACCAGCCCAUCAAAGCCUAAAGCCGAGCCAUGACGUGAUCCACAGGGAAACAGAAUUUAAAAGUUGAGCACACCAACUUAGAGGGGCUUGGGAAGGUAUCUUGGACUUUCCAAAUAUCUGCCCUAACAAAGCAAAAGAAUAACCCUAUACAAGUUCAAAGUGGCCAGACAAUAAUUGAACUAUUAGAACAAAAAUCAGAACUCUCCAGAGGAAGAUAACAAAAUCUAGAACCCAGAAUUUCUGCAAUGUAUCACCCGUAGCCUCUAGUAUUACAAUAAAAAAUCACUAGACAUGCAAAAAAAAAAAAAAAAAA
Messenger RNA from Equus caballus (horse), 3077 nucleotides. The record is from RefSeq and is a predicted model, not a curated record. NCBI's taxonomy places the organism in Eukaryota, Metazoa, Chordata, Mammalia, Perissodactyla, Equidae.